This is a messenger RNA of Notothenia coriiceps (black rockcod), 947 nucleotides long. RefSeq names its product integrator complex subunit 4-like. Gene Ontology annotation, cellular component: integrator complex. Gene Ontology annotation, biological process: snRNA processing. NCBI's taxonomy places the organism in Eukaryota, Metazoa, Chordata, Actinopteri, Perciformes, Nototheniidae. The annotation marks the transcript as partial. The record is from RefSeq and is a predicted model, not a curated record. The transcript is spliced from 6 exons.
UGUUUGAAUGUGUGUUUGUGUUUCAGAUCUUAGAGGAAACCUACAAGCUGGAGUUCCUGUACAGCGGUCUGGAGAGCAGGCAGGUGGCCACCAUCCAUCAUGUCCGCCUGCAGGCCAAAGCUCUGCAGCUCAUCCUCACUGCUCGCUCCAGGCAGGGGUUGGAUCCUCUCAUCAGCAGUUGUGAGAAGUUUCUGCAGGACAUUGAGUCAUUUCAGAGGCUGUUUCUGGCAGAGCUGCCCUACCUGCAGGACAGUUUUGUGGAUCAGCUGUUGGAGCUGCUGCCCCGGCUGUCGUCCUGUAAGCCGGUGGAGCUGGUGAGGAUCCUGCAGAGCACCCUGAGGCAGAGCGGCCUGCUGCAGCUCCCCCUGCCGGAGCAGAUCCACCGGGCGACAGCCACCAUCAUUGAGCCAACGGGAGAGUCUGACAACCCGCUGAAGUUCACCACCGGCCUGGUGGUGGCCCUGGACAUCGAUGCAACUCUGGAGCACGUCCAGGACCCCCAGAACACAGUGAAAGUGCAGGUUCUGUAUCCAGACGGCCAGAGUCAUGUGAUCCAUCCUAAACCUGGAGACUUCAGGAAGCCGGGCCCCGACAGACACAGACUGAUCACUCAGGUGUACCUGUCCCACAGCGCCUGGACAGAGCCGUCUCAGAUCGAGGUGCGCCUCCUGCUGGCCUACAGCUCCUCCUCCACCUCUCUCUCCUCCUCCAGCUCCCUCUCCUCCUCUCCGGCCUCCAGGCUGGGAUGGAGCGACAGCAUCGACGGCUUCCCCCCCCCAGAGCUCGCCGUAGAGGGAACCAUUCCGUUCAGCAAGCCUGUCAAAGUCCUCAUCAUGCCCAAACCAGCCCGGCGCUGACACGAGUAAACUGAGAACACACAGAACACACACAGAACACACACAGAACACACACACAGAACACACACACACACACACACACACACACAC